Molecule: messenger RNA, 1615 nt
Organism: Glycine soja
Lineage: Eukaryota; Viridiplantae; Streptophyta; Magnoliopsida; Fabales; Fabaceae
Exons: 3
Coding region: 103-1020 (305 amino acids)
Source: RefSeq, a predicted model, not a curated record
CCUUGGUUUUCUAGAGAGAGAGAGAGAGAGAGAGAGAGAGAGCGCAAACUGAGAAACACCACACUGUUGCAGUUCCAAUUUCUUCUCGGUAGCUCAUAAAAAAUGCAAGCGUUUCGACGAAGAAUCACAACAACGACAAUCUCCAAGGCGAAGCAAUUCAGCGCUCUUCCGUACAUUAUCGCCGGCGAAGUUCCGGCGACUAGACGGUGGUGGUCGAGCCGCAAGUCCCGGAGCGGCGAGGACGAGUGGAACGAGGCGUGGGAGACGGCGUGGCUUCCGGACGACCUGACGCCGAAAACGCGUGCUCCGUGGGAGAGCGACGUCAACUUCCCUUCCUCCUCCGCCCCUGCCGCCGAGGACGGCGACGAGGAGACGAAGGCAUUCGUGGCGGAGAUGAACGAGAAUUGGAACGAGCGGCGGAAAGGAUCGAAGGAGAAGGAGAAGAGAGAAGAGAACGGCGCGCUUUACAGCUUGGAGAAUAUGAAAAAUGAUUACCGGUUGAAGAAGCAGAGGAUGCACGCUGGCUUGUGGAUGAAGGAGAUUGAGAAGCUCGAGGAAGCGAAAUUGGGCGAUUCUGACAUUGCUGGUGGUGAUGACAUUCAGAGAUUGCUUGAUAGUUGCUCCGACAUUUUUGACCCUGGCAAUAAUAAUCUCAACAAUGCGCAUGUUCAAACUUCUGAUUUCAAAAACAUGCCUGAUGGAUGGGAAACAAUAUCAAAAAAUCAAGAAGGAAAUGUGUGGGAGAUGUCCCAGAGAGAAGAAGAUAUACUUCUCCAGGAAUUUGAACGACGUAUUGCCUAUAGCAAAUUUCAGAUUGCUAGUUUUAUCAAGACUCAUAUAUUUAGCCGGAGGAGGCCAAUUGAUGGGUGGAAAUAUAUGAUUGAGUUGGUGGGACCAAAUGCUAAGAGAGGGAAGGGUAGUGUUUCUAGAGUACCAAGUCUAUCCGAUCCCUCUACCCAACCAUUUAAGGAGGAGAAAAAUUCAGUUGAUAAGACUUAUGUACCCCGUGAGAGAAGGUAGCUUGGUCAUGUGGUGUUGUGUAAUCACUUUUAUUGUGCAGAGGUCGUUUGAUUCUAAAACCCUGCAUGAAGGAUAAAGCAAGUGACAAUAUGACCUAGGAUGAAUGUGAUAUUAAUUGGUGGUCUAAAAGCAAAAGGAAUUUUCUCAUUUGCGAUGUUAGAAGUUACUUCAAAUGUGGAGUAAUUAAACGCAGAUGUACACGAAGAUAUUAAACAGGGGAUCGCAAAUUUUAUCAGAUGUUUUAUUUUCUUGUCCUAAUCAAGCGAAGAAUGCACGAGAGGUUUCAUCAAGAAUUGUGGAUGCAUCAAAAUAUAAACAUGGCUGAUGGCGUAUAUUAUAUUCAUUGAACUUACAGAACUAGAAAAUAAUUGAUGCCCUCUGCCUGUUAAAACAUUGUAAACAAUUAAUCUCAUCAGACUGAUGUGUCUACACAUAGUAUCAUAUACGUAGUGGCAUGCGAUAGCUUUCUUUUUGUGUGCAUAUGACUCUGAGUGCAUUUCAAUGAGAGGGGAAAUAGAUGAGUAGAAACCUGCAUUUUAGCAGAAAGCUUCUGACUGAGAAUCGAAAUUGGAAUCGAUAUUACGGUUAACGUUUA